Molecule: messenger RNA, 279 nt
Organism: Colletotrichum chrysophilum
Lineage: Eukaryota; Fungi; Ascomycota; Sordariomycetes; Glomerellales; Glomerellaceae
Exons: 1
Coding region: 1-279 (92 amino acids)
Source: RefSeq, a predicted model, not a curated record
AUGUCGGCUGCGCAAAGUCCUGAAUACGAGGAGCAAAUCGGCCGCAUACGCGAAGAGCUCGCUCGAUGGAACGAAACAUUCUUCAAGCCUCGAGGAAUGAAAGUCGUCUCAGGCGAGGAUUAUUGUGCAGAGACACAGCCAUCGUCCUCCCAGGCCCAAAGUGGCAGCUCCGGAGGUGGUGCCGACAAGCGGUGGAAAUUUGGGCCGGACAAAUUCGGCUUCCAAAUCGGAGGCGCCCUGUUGGGUAUUGACAUGUCGAAACCCGCCAAGGACAAGUGA